Molecule: messenger RNA, 1488 nt
Organism: Lachancea nothofagi CBS 11611
Lineage: Eukaryota; Fungi; Ascomycota; Saccharomycetes; Saccharomycetales; Saccharomycetaceae
Source: the annotation of a GenBank genome assembly
AUGGUCUCAGAAUCACUACUUCGUACUGCAGUCUUCAAAGCCACUGAUGGGAAAUUGAGAGCUGAUAACUGGCAAUACAUAAUUGAUGUCUGUGACGUUGUGAAGGAGGAUCCUGAAGAUGGCGGCCGAUUGGUCAUCGACAUAGUUGAAGAAAGAUUGAAAGAAACGGAUGCGAAUGUUAUAUUGCGCACUCUUUCGUUGGUGGUUUCGCUGGCGGAAAAUUGCGGAUCUCGUUUGCAGCAGGCGGUUAGCUCGAAGAAGUUUACAAAGGUGCUAAUGGGUCUGAUAAAAAGUACAGGCGUACAUUGGCUAGUUAAAAAGGAGGUAGCAAAGACUGUUGCACAACUGAGUGACUCUUUUAAGAAGGACCCCUCGCUGAAACCAAUGCAAGAUCUCUUUUCGGAUAUUCGAGCCAAGGAGCCAGGCUUACUUGAGGAACAAGCCGUUCCGCGUAAGACAGAAAUGAGCAACGAAACGAAGCGAAGCGAAGAUAAAGAGCUCGAAGAGGCGUUGAGGCUGUCGAUUAUGGAGUACACAAAGACCGGAGGGUCGCAACAUAGUCUUGAGAGCCAGAAUAAAGCUCACGUAUCUCAUGCAGAAGAGAGGGGCUCUUCUACAUCCCCCGGAAAUGGACAGGCACCUUCCCCUGCGGUGGUGAGAAAAGUCAGGGCACUUCACGACUUGUCUGGUCGAGAUUCUGAAGAACUAUCGUUCCGGAAGGGUGACGUGAUUACCGUCAUUGAACAGGUUUAUCGAGAUUGGUGGCGAGGCAGCUUGCGCGGAAAUGUAGGAAUUUUCCCCCUCAAUUACGUCACGCCCGUGGCAGAGAAGACUGUUCAAGAGAUGGAUCAUGAGCGUGCUCAAGAAGACGCGAUGUUGGCGCAAAUCUCCAGGGUAGACAAGCUGCAUCAGACAAUGAGAAAUGCUGGACACAACUUCGAAAUUACCCAAGAUCAAGAGGUUACCGAUUUGUAUAGCUCAAUAACCCCUCUACGGCCUCAAUUAACCAAAAUGAUUGGUAAUUGCGCUCAAAAAAAGGAGGAAUACUCUUCGUUGCGCAGAGUACUGGCCGAUGCAGAGGCUUCCUAUAAUCAACUUCUCAACCGAGCUAGCCAUUCGUAUGCACUUCCGUCUAUACAGCAGGCGAGGCCAGAUUACAUGCGUGGGGCUAGACAACCAUCAUACACAGGACCACUUGGGAACCAUCAACCGCAGUCUGCUAACUCAUACGUCCAUGCUCAACCUUACCUUACCGGAGAGGGGGCACCUGAUUACAACCAGCAAAUGCAGCAACAACAGCACAGCAUUGGCUCGCCACAGCAUCCACAACAACGCCAGCCAUCACAACAACAUCAACUGCAAUAUCAAGGCUUACAGCAAGGUUUACUGCAAGGUUCACAGCAAGGACCAAGCGCAGGAAACAACAAUUCAACAUAUCCAACACCUUACCCGAUUAGCAAUCAAAAUACGGGUCUUCGCAAGGACUAA